This is a messenger RNA of Rangifer tarandus platyrhynchus (Svalbard reindeer), 1524 nucleotides long. The record is from the annotation of a GenBank genome assembly. Lineage: Eukaryota; Metazoa; Chordata; Mammalia; Artiodactyla; Cervidae.
AUGGCCGGGGGCCGCCUCUCCCAGGCCCGCAUCCCAGCGGUCGCCGUGUGGCUUCUCUGCGCGCUCGUCCUCCGGGGCGCCGAGGCCGGGCCGCCGCCGGUGACCCCCGGUUUGCUCACGGCCGACGGCUGCUUGAACCGCUUUACCCCCGGGGUGCCUGAUUUCGUGCUCGACACGGACGCCUCGGUCAGAAACGGGGCCACCUUCCUGCGCUCCCUCACCGCGCGCCGCGGCCGGGACUGCGUGCACGCCUGCUGCAGCUCCAACGACUGCAAUCUGGCGCUGGUGGAAUUGCAGCCCGACGGCGGGGAGGACGCCAUCGUCUCCUGCUUCCUUAUCAACUGCCUCUACGAGCAGAGCUUCGUAUGCAAGUUCGCGCCCAGGGAGGGCUUCAUCAACUACCUCACGCGGGAGGUUUACCGCUCCUACCGCGAGCUGCGGACCCAGGGCUUCAGAGGGUCCCGGAUCCCCAAGGCCUGGGAUGGUAUAGACUUGAAGGUACAGCCCCAGGAACCCCUAGUGCUGAAGGGUGUGGAGAACACAGACUGGCAUCUCCUGCGGGGUGACACAGACGUCAGGUUAGAGAGGAAUAGUCCAGACCAGGUGGAGCUGUGGGGACUCAAAGAAGGCAGCUACCUGUUCCAGCUGACGGCGGCCGGCUCAGACCGGCCAGAGAGCACGUCCAACGUCACAGUCACUGUGCUGUCCCCUGAGCAGACGGAAGAACACUGCCUUGCAUCCAAGAAGGUGGGCCGCUGUCGUGGUUCCUUCCCCCGCUGGUACUACGACCCCACAGAACAGAUCUGCAAGAGUUUUGUUUAUGGAGGUUGCCUGGGCAACAAGAACAACUACCUUUGGGAAGAACAGUGCAAGCUCGCCUGCCACGAUGUGCAAGGCCCCUCAGCAGAAAGGCAUCAUCCAGUGUGUUCUGGCAGCUGCCACCCCAGCAAGUUCCGCUGCGGUGAUGGCUGCUGCAUCGACAGCUUCCUGGAAUGUGAUGACACUCCCGACUGCCCCGAUGCUUCCGACGAGGCCACCUGUGAGAAAUACACCAGAGACUUUGAUAAACUCCAGAGGAUCCACUUCCCCAGGGACAAAGGGCACUGUGUAGACCUGCCAGACACGGGCCACUGCUCAGAAAGCAUCCCCCGCUGGUACUACAACCCCUUCACUGAACACUGCGCCCGCUUUACCUAUGGUGGUUGUUAUGGCAACAAGAACAACUUUGAGGAGGAGGAGCAGUGCCUUGAGUCCUGUCGUGGCAUCUCCAAGAAGGAUGUGUUUGGCCUGCGGCGGGAAAGCCCCGUUCCCAGCACAGGCUCCGUGGAGAUAGCCGUUGCAGCGCUCCUGGGUACCUGCAUCGUGGUGGUGGUUGCCAUUCUGGGUUACUGCUUCUUCAAGAACCAGAGAAAGGGCUUCAACAGACACCGCCACCCCCCACCUUCCACCCCCACCAGCUCCAAGGUCUCCACCACCGAUGACAUGGAACACCUGGUCUAUUACCAAACAACUAGACCCCUCUGA